AGCCAACUUUUUGCAGCUCAUAUCCGGGAGUGGGGAAAUGACUGCCCCGCCCGAGUUCAGCGAUGGCUCCGAACUUCAGGAGCUUCUGGCACAUCCUCCGCCCUGCGUUGACCGACGUUCAAGGCUAAGAUUGGUGGCGGGCAUUAGUGGCAGCAUGGGCUUGGGCUUCCUGAUUGCGGCCGUGUUCGUCUACAAUCCUCAUGGGCUUCAAAGCAGGACCCGUACGUUUCUGGGACUAGCUCUCGACCAGGUUGACCGUGAAGACUUGCAGAACUGCUUCUCGGAGGGCAUGUUCUAUGAUGCCCCGCGGACGCUUCCGGGCACCGGACGCACCGUGGAGCUGAACCCCGAGCUGUGUCAAGAGAGAUGCCAAGGAACUGAAGCCUGUGCGCAUUUCACCUUCUGGCCAGAUGGUGGGUGUUUGCUCACUGGGGCGGACUCAGAGCUGAAGGCUUCUCCUGACAGGUACUCCACCACUGUCACUGGCCCGAAGUAUUGCCAAAAGGCCCUAGAGAAGGCGGAAGCAGUCUUGGAUGAGCUGGAAGUGGAGGAAAGCGGCCCACACCAUGAGGAGUCUUUGAGCUCAUGGGGUGGAGGAAAGUAUUCAGCUGUAGAGCUUGAAAAGGGGAGCGUCAAGGAAGUCCUGAAGGAUGUCAAACUGGCGACGAAAACAGCCAUGGUGGACAGAGGAAAGCCAGAACCACUUCCAGGUGUGAAUGGGUCCACUUGCGCGAGCUAUCCGGCGUGUGUCGCAGCUGGGAUGUCACAAGGGAAUUGCUGCCCCAAUUUGAACCAUAUUGCCCUCGACUGCUGCGAUGGCUUCCCCAAGGCGGUUUGGCAGGACGUGAACUACGGCGAUGCUGACUGUGCAAUGUUUCCUCAAUGCACGAAGCUGAACAUGUCAGGAGCUUGCUGCCCUGCAGCCAACGGCGAGAACUUGGAAUGUUGCGGAGUGUAGGUGAAGGAAGGGCCCUUGCCCACGCUUCUUUGAACUUUGAAUGCAACAAGUCAAAUUCCCAAGAAUUUUUUCCUUUUGGCAUGGCAUGCAGUGAUUUUUCAUGCUCAAACAACAUCCGAACAUCAAUCUUAAAAGAGAGUUUCACCAUGGCAAGUUACUCCGAACACUUGCGAUUCUUUCCUGGAAUCCAGCACAAAUAUGCAAAAAAGAAGAUGAGGUCUUUUUCUUUUUCCUGUGAAUGAGUGGUUGGAGUCAAGGUCCGUUCGGAGGUGAGGUGCUGAUCCGUUUCGGCACGAAAUGGUGGUAGAAUGCUUGCAGAUGAGACCUAGUGCCAAAGAGUACAAAAUCAGGGUGCCAAGAUCGCAUGAGCUCGUGCCUUGGGUGCCUGGGCAGAAGUGGACACAUAUAUAAUUAAUUUUUCUUUCUCAGGACAGUCGUCACUUGUGGCCUUUCAGAAUUGCAGCCUGACUCUUGAUCAAGUUUUUGAGAAGGAGACAGUGAUCA
Messenger RNA from Durusdinium trenchii, 1462 nucleotides. Lineage: Eukaryota; Dinophyceae; Suessiales; Symbiodiniaceae. The record is from the annotation of a GenBank genome assembly.